CAUGGCGGCGCCUGUCGGCAACAGUUCGGGCUGUUGGGGCGUCCCAGAGGUUUAUAAACACCAUGAACAGCGAAAAGUAUGCAUUUCUAGGCCAAAGUAUAGGGAGGGAAGGAAAGCAAAAGCGGUUAAGGUGUACACCAUCAAUUUAGAGUCCCGUUACCUGAUGGUCCAAGGGGUCCCAGCCAUUGGAGUGAUGACAGAGCUGAUCCAGCUGUGUGCCCUGUACGGAGUUGUGGAGGAGUACAGGCCCCUGGAUGAGUAUCCUGCUGAGGAUUUCACAGAGGUCUACCUUGUCAAGUUCCAGAAACUCACAAGUGCCAGAGCAGCCAAGCGACACAUUGAUGAAAAGAGUUUCUAUGGUGGUGUGCUGCAUGUGUGCUACGUCCCAGAAUAUGAGACUGUGGAAGACACCAGGCUAAAACUGCAGGACCGGAGGAGAUACAUAAUGAGGGCUGCCCAGAAUAAAGCAAGAGAAAAGGAACAGGAGGCAGCAAAUGAAGAGCCCACAACAUCAAACACAGCAGAGAAGAUCAUAUCCAGACAUGAUCAAAUGCCUAACAAUGAUGAUACAGGGGAGACUUCAAACAUUAGCCAUUAUUCAAGCUUUCCUUUAUUGCCAUUACCUCCCCAGGAACAUUAUUACCAUGGAUAUAAAAAUCAAUAUGGGACUAUACCAACAGAAGACAAAAUGGGGACAUUGCAUAAUGCCACAAUCUGCACAAAACAGCAGCCAGUGCAGAGUUUAAGCUUUAGUCAAACCUCUUCAGAGAGAGAAAGAGGCACAGAACAUAGACUGACUCCAAAUCAGGCUCCUGCAGUCAGAUUUGUCCCGAGGACCACACACUUAGAGAACAGGAAACGCAAAAUGGAAGAGGCAGCAGAGCACUCACUGACUGUUUCUGGAAAAAAUGAGCCUUUGAUUGGGCCAAAGUUACCUGAACCACCUAAACUGGACAUGGAUGAUGAAUCAUUGAACACAACUGUCAGCCUUAUCCGGAAUGCAAUGAAACAGGUGGAAGCAGUUCCUGACGUCAAACCAGUGGAGAAAAAGAUGAAACCACGUCGUCGGAUUUGAUCACACCAGCUCAGUUUCUCAUGGCAACUUGUUUUUAUUUAGACAUUUGCAUCACAGUGUAAACAGUUAUGAACUUUUGAAUGAAAGAAGGCACAGCUGAAAAUGCACAUGAACAUGA
Seriola dumerili (greater amberjack) is the source of this 1193-nucleotide messenger RNA. It is a transcript of the gene rbm48, whose product is annotated as RNA binding motif protein 48. Gene Ontology annotation, cellular component: nucleoplasm. The transcript is spliced from 5 exons. Gene Ontology annotation, molecular function: nucleic acid binding. The record is from RefSeq and is a predicted model, not a curated record. Bases 2 to 1075 code for a protein of 357 amino acids. Lineage: Eukaryota; Metazoa; Chordata; Actinopteri; Carangiformes; Carangidae.